CGGAGUUGAUCGAAUGUAGCUAAUCCUAGAAGAUAGGGUCUGUUACAAACGCCGAGGUAGGAAAAAGGAGAGAAAGGAAUGACGGAGUUUAUAGAGCAGGACAAAACUGAUAUUUUACCUGUAUUGUUCAUAACGGAAUGAAGAAAGGACCAAGGCACACUAAAAUUAGAUUAAAACCUUAAAAACUGAGAUUUUUUAAGAACGGAUUUAACUCUUGGUUAGAAUUGAAAGAUUUCCAAUCGAGCAGGACUGGAAAAUAAACAUGGAUGUCGAAGUAACGAUCGCAGUUUUGUGGAAUUAAAUACAUUUUUCUCUUGUUUCUUGCUUUAAAACUGCACCCGCCGACUGAAGUUUGUUCAGAAACCAUCAAUUGAUGAAAGACAGACGUCAUCUUGAUUCAAGUUUACAUAUCGACAAUCAACUGCAAAGAUGAGUCGUCUCUGGAGGCGUGACGUGCCCCUGUCUGAACGACUAGGUGUUGGGGUUGGAGAGGAAUACCCCCUGGGUGGGGCCCCUGGUCCCCCUCCCACCAUGGACUCCCCGGGCCCCAACAUCUCCUGGUUCCCAGAGACCCCCCUGCUGACCCUGGACCAGCCCACCUUCCUGAUGACCCCCGCUGCCCAGGCUGUGUCGGGCUUCUUCGUCUGGACUGCCCUGCUCUUCACCUGUCACCAGAUCUACAUGCACCUGCGGUACUACAGUUCUCCUAAUGAGCAGAGACACAUCGUGCGGAUUCUCUUCAUCGUGCCCAUCUAUGCUUUUGACUCCUGGCUCAGCCUCCUCUUCUUCACUAACGAGGAGUACUACGUCUACUUUGACACCGUCCGGGACUGCUACGAAGCGUUUGUCAUCUAUAACUUCCUGAGCCUGUGUUAUGAGUACCUGGGAGGAGAGAGCGCCAUCAUGGCUGAGAUCAGAGGAAAACCUAUCGAGUCCAGUUGUAUGUACGGUACGUGCUGUCUCUGGGGAAGGAGUUACUCCAUUGGGUUCCUGCGGUUCUGUAAGCAGGCCACGCUACAGUUCUGUGUGAUCAAACCCCUCAUGGCCGUGGUCACAGUCAUCCUGCAGGCCUUUGGAAAGUACCGUGAUGGAGACUUCAAUGUGAACAGUGGGUACCUGUAUGUGUCCAUCGUCUACAACAUCUCAGUCAGCCUGUCUCUCUACGCCCUCUUCCUCUUCUAUUUCUCCACCCGGGACCUGCUCAGCCCCUACAGACCCUUGCUCAAAUUCUUCAUGGUCAAAUCUGUCAUCUUCCUCUCCUUCUGGCAGGGCAUGUUGCUGGCCAUCCUAGAGAAGUGUGGGGCCAUCCCCAAAAUCAACUCACCCGAGGUGUCAGUGGGAGAGGGAACGGUUGCCGCCGGUUACCAGAACUUCAUCGUCUGCAUCGAGAUGUUCUUUGCCUCCCUGGCCCUGCGUCAUGCCUUCACAUACAAGGUCUACAUGGACAAGAGGCUGGACUCUCUCUCUCAGGGUCGCUGUGCCCCCAUGAAGAGCAUCUCCAGCAGCCUGAAGGAGACGAUGAACCCUGGAGACAUGGUCCAGGAUGCUAUCCAUAACUUCUCCCCGGCCUACCAGCAGUACACCCAGCAGUCCACCCUGGAACAGGGUCACUCUGCCCCGCCUGUGUCCCGCACACAUAGCACCGUCAGCACCCGCGAUAAUGAGAAGACUCUGCUGCUCAGCUCGGACGAUGAGUUCUAAGUUAACACACAAACACACACCAAUCCCAGCCAAUCACCUCUUUACUGACUGUUGCGGUAAGGUACUACCCCCUUGUCUUCCUCAUGUAGUACAUGUCUUAUGGAGGAUUGGCAGGGGAUGUAAGGUGUGUUAGGGGUUGGUACGUCAAUACAGGACCAUGUGACUUAGCCUGGUCCAUUUUAAUAUGCUCUACUACACACAUACUAUUUGCACAAAUUCAGGACUAUACAGGAACUAUUGAUAGAACACACACUUAGUGGGAACAUGCUGAGGUACAUUUUGGUUGAAACCAUUGUCUAGAAUUAUUUUUUAAUAGAAUUUGAGGAUUUUCUGAGACAGAAUUGUAGACUUAUUAGAGAUUGUAUUUGUGGUUUGGAUAAAAUGGAUUGUAUGGUUAAAAAGUGUGUGUGCUUACUAGCUAACAUCCCCUGAAGAAGACAGCCCAUACCAGAUUGAUAUUAGAGUACUCUAGCAAUGGGUGGCAUUUGAUUUGGCCUAUUGGUUUUUAGUUUUAAGAUCAGGCCAUUCUCAGAUCUCUGUGGUGACCAUGUUUACAGUGGGUUUUAAAUGGACGGUGUGAGGGGGUGGUUUAGGGCAGAAGCAGCUCUGUGGACUGGAGAAUGGUGGUGUUGUCAUUGAUUCACUAGGGACAGGGGAUGGACAGGGGAUGUGAGGGGAGGGCAGGGAUAGUGGUUGGUUGGACAGCACUUGAUCAGAUUACAGAUGAAGAGAGACCUGCUCCAGUGUGUAGCAUACAGGCAGGGUGAGGGCAAUCGAGCCACGUGGUAGUCUGGAUUAUACUGUUGUAAUUGGGGCAUUAUUCGUAUGGUGAGGAUUAGGCCAGGCUCUAAUCCAGCGAGGCACAUUCUGCCACCCGACCUCUCCUGGCCUCUAAUGUAUGUUAGGAAAAACGCCUUUAGUGAUAUCUGUGCGAUCAGAGUACGUAGACACCGCAGGAAUAUAGGUAAACGAAAAAACAACAAAAGAUUCAGCUUUGUAAUGAAGUGUGGGUCAAUUUUAGAAUCACUUUUAGUGUCUUCUAGACGUUUCCAUUACACAGAAUUGGACGUUAAGUGCUUACAGAGAAAAGGUAUUGCGUUAUACAUAGUUUAGCUUUGAGGUUAUUGUAGUGAGUCAUACGGACAGGCUGCCAUUAUACAGUAAAGUCAUGUUGAGUCACUGCUGCUCCAUGCUCAGUCCUGCCACCAGAGAGCAGCAGGGAGUCUAUUAUAUUUGGUCAAUUUACAGACACACACACCCUUAUCUAUCAAACACAGACCGAUCAUGGUCACACAUUAUGCUUGUAGCCUACACAUUCUGUUUGCUAGAGAAAGGAAUGCUUUAUCUUAGUGGAGUGGAGUCCCAGCCUCAGUCUAUGCUGACCCCUCCCUCAACUUCUACUGUGUGUGAGAGAGCUAGGCCCUAUACAUGUAGGCAAGCCAUUGUCCAGAGAGGCUAUUAACUAUUCGGGGUGUCAAUAUUUCCCAUUAAAGUAUAGUCAGAAUGUCUGCUUUAUUUAUAUUGUUGAGGCCAGUAUGUACCGUGUUAUGGAACUACACUUAUUAUGGUUUGUCUACUGUAGCAUUCUGUUGAAUCCUUUGCCAUGUUGAAUAAAUUACGAGGGUUUGGCCUCAUCCCCAAACAUUUCCAGUUUCUGGUACAAAGAGAAAGUCACCACAAGACCAUUUCAUUCUCCAGUUCUUCUUUUUCUGAUAUCUUUCUUCUCUCUCUGCGCUCUCUUUAUCUAGGCCUAGGGUGUAUUUUGAGAUGUAUAAGACUAUUAUUGCUAGCCAUAAGAUGAUGUACAUACAGUUUGAAAUGAUAUACUGGAGAAAUAUUUAGUGAUGUUGAUGUAAUAAUGAUGUAAAACUCUGAUUUAAAAAGGCUUAGUUUUGUACUGUCGCUCCAUAACCCAUUUAAAUCUUUUAUUUUGAUGACUGCUUUCUCUUGUCUAGUUCUUUUGUAUUUUGUCAAAGCUGCUGAUAUGCUCCUAUUUUUAGUCUAAAUGAAAUUUGAACAAAAUAAAGAUAUUUAGAUUUGUCUUAAA
This is a messenger RNA of Salvelinus namaycush (lake trout), 3748 nucleotides long. Its product is annotated as transmembrane protein 184B-like. Gene Ontology annotation, molecular function: transporter activity. Gene Ontology annotation, biological process: transport. Bases 430 to 1701 code for a protein of 423 amino acids. The record is from RefSeq and is a predicted model, not a curated record. The transcript is spliced from 9 exons. NCBI's taxonomy places the organism in Eukaryota, Metazoa, Chordata, Actinopteri, Salmoniformes, Salmonidae.